AGCUGUUCCUGCGGUUGCCAUGCGCAAAAUCCUUUGCUUCAGCUUCACUUUGUUCUGCAGUGCUACUUUCUGGACCUGUGAUGAAGUGGUGUCGGAACAAUGCGAGUUAACGGUCCACAAAGGACAAGUUGCCAUCCAGUCCAUUCCUGUAACCUACUGGCGCUACCGAGCAAGGUCAUCCCCAGUUCAUUUGGGCCCAUUGGUGGCGCUUCAUGGGGGCCCGUCCUGGCCUCACAACUACCUGCUGCCGCUGAAAUACCUGGCAUGCCACGGCGUCAGCGAGGUGAUCUUUUAUGAUCAAGCAGGAUGUGGCGAAUCAGCGCCGCCCAAGCGGAGCCUGAAGGAUUUUCCGCAUUUAUUGGAUACCAAGUACUACUCGCAGAUUGAGCUGCCUGAGCUUCUGCGCCAUUGGAACUUGGAUGAUUAUCACCUUCUGGGCCACAGCUGGGGUACCAUCUUGGCCCAGCUCUUUGUGCUCAACGCUCCCACGGAGAGCCUCAAGGGCCUCGCAUCCAUGGUGCUGGCCGGACCUUUGUCCGACUCACAAAGCUACAUCCGCGCGCAGUGGGACAAGGACGAGGGGAACCUGGGCAGCCUGCCUCCUUUUGUUCAAGGACGAAUUCAGCAGCUGGAAGCUGCGCAUCGCUACAACAGCGCUGAAUAUGAGACGAUCAGCGCGGUGCUCACGACGUUUUUCACCCUACGCACCGCCCCAGCGCCAGAUUGCUUCGUCCAAUCCAAUGCGGGGAUGAACCGUGACAUCUAUGUUGCAAUGCAGGGAGCCUCCGAGUUCACUAUGAGUGGCGUGCUGGCUGACUUCAAUGUCACAGGGCGACUGCAUGAGAUUGAGGUGCCAGUGCUUUUAACUUCGGGUCGUUUCGAUACCAUGCGACCCUCGGUGGUGCGGCGAAUGCACCAGGAGCUCCGGUACUCGGAGUGGAAGAUGUUUCCUCAUUCGGGGCACGUGUCUAUGAUCGACGAUGCAGAUGAAACCCUGCGAGUGGUUGCAGAUUUCCUCGGCAGGGUCCACAUGGCAAAUGUCACCGGGCAGUUUGUCUCCAAAGAUUGGGACGAAGCGCCUGACUUCCCUGGCUUCACAGCCACUAGCUGCACUAGCUCUUCCUGGCUGCUGAUGAUUUCGACGCUGCUUCUGGGCGUUCUUCUGGGCAGCGGCUGUAGUGCCCCUGGCAAAAGCCAGGAGGAGUAUAUGAGACUUGAGUAGUGCGGUCUUCGUUCAGCGUUAGUAAGUGGCUAAUACAUGAUCAC
Molecule: messenger RNA, 1266 nt
Organism: Cladocopium goreaui
Lineage: Eukaryota; Dinophyceae; Suessiales; Symbiodiniaceae
Source: the annotation of a GenBank genome assembly